UGCCGUUGUGACUCCACUGGUUGGCCGGGAGAAUUACUGAAGUGCAUUGGCAACCGGGCCGACGAUGAGACCAUACCACGCGGAAGAUCAAAAGGAGAAUCUUCACCCACACCACGAACUUUACCAAUGGGCUUCAAUUCAAAGCCCCCUUCGGCAAGUCUGGCUCACUAUGAGGCUGGCGCCGUUCCAUACAAGACAAGAGCACUAAUGACAAAGCCGUCUAAAAGGGAUUGA
Messenger RNA from Protopolystoma xenopodis, 234 nucleotides. The record is from the annotation of a GenBank genome assembly. Lineage: Eukaryota; Metazoa; Platyhelminthes; Monogenea; Polystomatidea; Polystomatidae.